This is a messenger RNA of Trichomonas vaginalis G3, 348 nucleotides long. RefSeq lists its product as uncharacterized. NCBI's taxonomy places the organism in Eukaryota, Parabasalia, Trichomonadida, Trichomonadidae. The record is from RefSeq and is a predicted model, not a curated record. The coding region runs from base 1 to 348 and encodes 115 amino acids. The transcript has a single exon.
AUGGCUCAGGUAGCUCAAUUAGGUAAAUUGCCUCGUCAAGUCUUUCUUGCAUUCCGAGUCCUUCCUUCCAACAGAAAAAUAUUUUCCCGACAACUGGAAAAGUUCUUCCUUCCAACAGGAAAAAAUUUUCCAUCCGACAAGAAAAAAUUUUCCAGUUGUCCGUCCGUAAACCAUUCAAAUUUUCGAAAAUUGAGAACUUUUUGGUCGAACUUCAGGAAAAAUUUUUCCUUCCGACAGGAAAAGUUCUUCCUUCCAACAGGACACAAACGGAUGACUGACGUUCCUCUUCCUGAAUGCCUUCCAAAGCCAGAAGAACCGACAGCCCCAGCACCACAACAGACUUACUAA